CUGAUGGGUCCGGGAAGGCGAAGAUGCUUCCAUUCUACCAUCACACAAAGAAGGAUGCGGAGGGAUGUAAACGAAUCAAAUACGAACAGGACAUCAUCAUCAAAUGAGACGAUUGAUUCAAUACAAGCAGCUUUUGCUUCUUUAGAUGCUUUGUCGUAUCCAACACAACCUUCACAAUCGAAUAAUGUCAAUUCUCCCGAAAGCAGACAUGAACGUCCAACGUUUUUGCGGGCACAGCCGAAACAAGCUUUCACGAACGAAAUUGUAACGAACGAUGACGAUGCAUUCAGACCACUUUGUGGGGGCCCAACGAAAGCUGAGAUGCUUAUGCGUACGCAAGCUGCAAAUAAAGCAUUUAGCCAAAGACAAAAAUCAGCCCCUCAAAAUGAACGUAGUCUGCCAGAUAAUUCAGCCAAUAUUCGUCCAUCACACAUUAUCCUUAGCUCGCCUCAGCCUUGGCAAGGGGUGAUAUCCACUCAAAAUGCAGGCGAAGUACCCGAAGAACGCACAACACCAACCCGAACGAUUGAGAAUGAUCCCAAAGCGACUGAGGAAGUGGGAAGAGGAGCAACUACCGCUGACCUUGCUUUACCGAGUGGAUCAGUUGAGAAUUCUCCAAAGAAGAAGAGGACGCUUGCAUGGGCUGCAAAACGAGAUCGCAGGAACGCACGUAGACGGCCGUCUCCUCCUUUGACGAGAAGGAGAGCUGCACUCGUUGUGAGCGGGAACAAUAGUCCGAGUGAGCAAACAGAAGAUGCUGUACAACGUUCACAAGACCAAGAUCAGACUUCAACACCUUUUAUGCCGAAUACUGAGCCCUCGGUAGAUAUCACAGAUCCGAGUAAUGGCGACAAGACAAUUCAAGAUGCUCUAAAACGAGGGGUUGCAGGAAGAAAAGCAGCAAAGUCCAUUUCACGUUCUCUCAUUCCUCAAUUGGACAUGACGCUUACGGAGCCACCUUCACCACAGCAGCACGAUGAAGAGGAACAUGCAUUGCACCAUGCUACAGCACCUGCCAUGAACGAAUCUCAAAGCAGGAUUCACGAGCAAUCCAGCGAUACGGAAAGUGAUGGUGAAGGAAAUUCAAUUCGACCAAUAAUCCCUCCGGCAGUCUCUUCGGGAAGCAACACGGAAGAUGAACAUGAGAUGCUUUCGGUAAAUAGAAAUGCUGCUGAAAGAGGUGGUGCCUUGGGUGUAAGGGAUGCGCCAGUCAAACGCAAGCGGGUUGUGAAGCAAGCUCGAAAGGAACCGAAGAAGGCUACACGCCAACCGGAGAAAGAAGCGGGCAAUACUACCGAAAAGGAAGCAGCUGUUCCCGAAAAAAGCCAAAAGAAGAAGAGCAAAAAAAAUCAAUUGAAAGGUAGACCACUUUUUGAAGGCUUAGUAUUCGUCGUAAUUGGCUUUUGGACCAAGGUGAGAAUGUACGAAAAGCUUAUCGAAAAGCAUGCGGGUACGCUCGUCAAGGCAUCACAAUCCACCACAGGUGCUCAGUCUGCACCAUUACUACCUCAAUUCGAUCAUGGUCAUCUACCCGAUGCAAAUCCUGAUGGAAUAACACAUAUCGUAUAUUGCCCGCACGGGAUGUACACGCCCGAUCCGAAGAUCGUUCGAGAGGCAAUCUCGACAUGGAAAAAAGAAGCGGGAAAAUCAUUCAAUCUACAGAAUAUCGAAGUCGUUGAUUCUCGUUGGAUUAGCGAUUGCAUCAGCAACUGUCUUCGCAAAGAGGAUCUCUUGUCUGCAAAGGAAUAUCGGAUCGCCGUUUAGUAACUUGUAAUAUUUCUGUAACUCUAAAAGUAGUCCUUAUAAUCAUGUACAUUAAUUUACCGUGUCUCAAUCUCCCACAGAAAUGUUACUUAAUGUAUCAAUUUGUAUACAUGAAUUUUAUGAUC
Messenger RNA from Meira miltonrushii, 1889 nucleotides. RefSeq lists its product as uncharacterized. The transcript has a single exon. Bases 4 to 1764 code for a protein of 586 amino acids. The record is from RefSeq and is a predicted model, not a curated record. NCBI's taxonomy places the organism in Eukaryota, Fungi, Basidiomycota, Exobasidiomycetes, Exobasidiales, Brachybasidiaceae.